AUGAAGCCACAAUCCCAAUCCAGUGCCGAUUCCACAAAGGAUUCUAUCUCAAACGACUCCCAACCACAAUCUCAACAAGAAUCACAUUCUACCCACCACCAAUCUCAACAACAUCACCAAUCCAAUAAAAAGAAAUUUGAAGUUCCAAGAAGAGAAGCAAUUGUUGACUUAUCAAAAUAUAAGGACUCGAAAGUUCGUGUAAAAUUAAUGGGUGGCCGUCUAGUUAUCGGUAUCCUAAAAGGUUAUGACCAAUUGAUGAAUCUGGUUUUAGACGAGACUAUUGAAUACAUUAGAGACCCUACUGAUCCAUAUGUAAUCCAAAAAGAUAAAACCAGAAAUCUAGGUCUAGCAGUUAUCAGGGGUAAUGUUCUACUAACCUUAAGUCCGGUUGAUGGUUCUGAAAUCAUAUACAUGCAAACUAGCGAUUAA
Molecule: messenger RNA, 429 nt
Organism: Henningerozyma blattae CBS 6284
Lineage: Eukaryota; Fungi; Ascomycota; Saccharomycetes; Saccharomycetales; Saccharomycetaceae
Gene: LSM7
Product: Sm-like protein LSM7
Exons: 1
Coding region: 1-429 (142 amino acids)
Biological process (GO): nuclear-transcribed mRNA catabolic process; mRNA splicing, via spliceosome
Cellular component (GO): U2-type prespliceosome; U12-type spliceosomal complex; U6 snRNP
Molecular function (GO): RNA binding
Source: RefSeq, a predicted model, not a curated record